CUCCCCGGAAAAGGCGGGGGCAGAUCCCGCGUGUCGCUCCCCGGCCCGGAGCCGCUGUCCCCCGGUUCCGCCGCGAUGCCCAAGGCCCGGCGGGCGCGGGGCUCCGGCCCGGCCCCGGCGCUGCCCUUGGCCGAGCAGAUCCUGCAGGACGCGGCCCCGCGGGUGCGGGCGCGGGAGAAGCGCGGGGGCCCCGGCGGGGCGGAGGAGCCGGGCGGGGAUGGCGGCGGCUUCGUGGACGCGCGGCUGUCCCGGCGCAUCCUGGAGCAGGCGCGGCGGCAGCAGGAGGAGCUGGAGGCCGAGCACGGCCCCGGAGCGCCCGCGGCCCCCCGGCAGCGCAGCGCGGUUCUCGGUCCCGGCUCGGACUCGGAGGAUGAUGAGGAAUGGCCCUCGCUGGAGAAGGCGGCGGCGGCCGCGGGACGGAGCGGGGACUACGGCGGGGAGGUGGAGGUGGACCCCGAGGACGAGAAAGCCAUCGAGAUGUUCAUGAACAAGAACCCGCCGCUGAGGCGCACGCUGGCCGAUAUCAUCAUGGAGAAGAUCACGGAGAAGCAGACGGAGGUGGAGACGGCGCUGUCGGAGCUCUCGGGCUGCCCCAUGCCCCAGCUUGACCCCCGUGUCCUGGAGGUCUACAGGGGUGUCAGGGAGGUGCUGUCCAAGUACAGGAGUGGGAAGCUCCCCAAGGCGUUCAAAAUCAUUCCUGCCUUGUCCAACUGGGAGCAGAUCCUCUACAUCACUGAGCCAGAGGCGUGGACAGCUGCUGCCAUGUACCAGGCCACCAGGAUAUUUUCCUCCAACCUGAAGGAGAGGAUGGCCCAGAGGUUCUACAACCUGGUGCUGCUGCCGCGGAUCCGGGACGACAUCGCCGAGUACAAGCGGCUCAACUUCCACCUGUACAUGGCUCUGAAGAAGGCUCUGUUCAAGCCAGCAGCCUGGUUCAAGGGGAUCCUCAUCCCGCUCUGUGAGUCGGGCACCUGCACGCUCAGGGAGGCCAUCAUCAUCGGCAGCAUCCUCACCAAGUGCUCCAUCCCCGUCCUGCACUCCAGCGCGGCGCUGCUGAAGCUGGCCGAGAUGCAGUACAGCGGUGCCAACAGCAUCUUCCUGCGCCUGCUCAUCGACAAGAAGUACGCGCUGCCCUUCCGCGUGCUCGACGCCCUGGUCUUCCACUUCCUGGCCUUCCGCUCGGAGCAGCGGCUCCUGCCCGUGCUGUGGCACCAGAGCCUGCUGGCCCUGGCGCAGCGCUACAAGGAGGACCUGUCCUCGGAGCAGAAGGAGGCCCUGCUGGAGCUGCUCAAGUUCCACAGCCACCCCCAGAUCUCGCCCGAGAUCCGCCGGGAGCUGAUGAACUCCGGGACGAGGGACGUGGAAGGGGAGCAGCCGGUGGCCAUGGAGUGAGCAGGGAAGGGCUGGAGCCUGGGGUGCUGCUGGGUGCUGCUGGGAGCUGGAUCAGAGCAUCCCUCCUGGAUCAGAGCAUCCCUCCUGGAUCAGAGCAUCUCAUCUGGAUCAGAGCAUCCCUCCUGGAUCCUGGAUUAGAGCAUCCCUCCUGAAUCCUGGAUCAGAGCAUCCCUCCUGGAUCCUGGAUUAGAGCAUCUUUCCUGGAUCCUGGAUCAGAGCAUCUCUCCUGGAUCCUGGAUCAGAGCAUCCCUCCUGGAUCCUGGAUUAGAGCAUCUUUCCUGGAUCCUGGAUCAGAGCAUCCCUCCUGGAUCCUGCUGCUCAGAGAGGUCACUGGGGACAGGCUGUGCCCACAGAGCUGGACUGAGCCCUGUGCUGCUGUCACUGCCACCCAGGAGCCCGGUGCCACCAGCACGGGGACACUUUGGCUUGUUCCUGUACUUGGAAAUAAAACCAGAGCUGUCAGUGA
Messenger RNA from Onychostruthus taczanowskii (white-rumped snowfinch), 1858 nucleotides. It is a transcript of the gene BYSL, whose product is annotated as bystin like. The record is from RefSeq and is a predicted model, not a curated record. Gene Ontology annotation, molecular function: snoRNA binding. The transcript has 7 exons. Gene Ontology annotation, biological process: rRNA processing. NCBI's taxonomy places the organism in Eukaryota, Metazoa, Chordata, Aves, Passeriformes, Passeridae. Gene Ontology annotation, cellular component: nucleolus; preribosome, small subunit precursor; cytoplasm. Bases 76 to 1392 code for a protein of 438 amino acids.